This is a messenger RNA of Drosophila sulfurigaster albostrigata, 532 nucleotides long. RefSeq lists its product as uncharacterized. Lineage: Eukaryota; Metazoa; Arthropoda; Insecta; Diptera; Drosophilidae. The coding region runs from base 112 to 480 and encodes 122 amino acids. The record is from RefSeq and is a predicted model, not a curated record. The transcript is spliced from 2 exons.
AAACCAUCACAGAGGAUGGCAAACCGAAAAAGAAGAAGAUACGCACACGUGUAAUCAAGAAGGUUAAGGGUGACAAACAAGAAGUCACCAAGAUCGAAACUGUUGAAGAGGAUGACAAACAGCCUGAAAUCACUGUCACAGUUGAAGAGAUUCCAGUGGAGGAAGAACAACCUGAAGAAAUCAAGGAGCUUCCAGAAGAAGUACACGUUGUGGAAACUAUUUCUGGAGACGGCACUCCAAAGAAGAAGAAGAUCCGAACACGUGUUAUCAAAAAGGUUAAGGGUGAUAAACAAGAAGUCACCAAGAUCGAAACCGUUGAAGAGGAUGACAAACAGCCUGAAACCACUGUCACAGUUGAAGAGAUUCCAGUGGAGGAAGAACAACCUGAAGAAAUCAAGGAGCUUCCAGAAGAGGUUCGUGUUGUGGAAACCAUCACUGAGGACGGCAAACCGAAAAAGAAGAAGAUACGCACACGUGUAAUCAAGAAGGUUAAGGGUGACAAACAACAAGUCACCAAAAUCGAGACCGUCGA